Molecule: messenger RNA, 4654 nt
Organism: Chrysemys picta bellii (western painted turtle)
Lineage: Eukaryota; Metazoa; Chordata; Testudines; Emydidae
Gene: ADAMTS1
Product: ADAM metallopeptidase with thrombospondin type 1 motif 1
Biological process (GO): extracellular matrix organization; proteolysis
Cellular component (GO): extracellular matrix
Molecular function (GO): zinc ion binding; metalloendopeptidase activity
Source: RefSeq, a predicted model, not a curated record
CUGCCCCGGCUCCUGCACUCACGCCGCACCGCGGAGGCGCUCGGAGCCCAGCGAGUUUGCAAAGAAGGGACGCCCCCUCUUCUCCCCCAACAAGCCUGAACGCCGGGCAGGGCUGCGGACUUGCAACCGGCUGUGCCCCGACUCGGAGAGGAGACGCCCCGAGCCCGGCAGUUGGAGCCUCUCCUGCCACCAGCUCUCUCGGCAGCGCCAGGACAGGGGGGAGCCCAGCCAGCUCCUGCGCCCCGCAGCAUCCUCCCCACCCGGCUGCUGCUGCGCUCCGGCCAUGACAAGGGCAGCGCCUCCUCUGUAGGGACUCCGAGACCUCGCCGCGCUCCUGCUGCAGCCCCCUGAGCGACUGCCCCGCGCCUCUUCCCGGGCGCCUGCGUCUCGCCCCCCGAGCCAGCUGCUCCCUGCGCUCCCCCCGCGCCUCUCCGCCCGAGCACCGGCGUGCAGCAUGGGGACAGCCCCUCCGCUCGCCUCCCUGCUGCUGGCGGCGCUGCUCUGCCCCUUUCCCCCGGGCGGUCGCUGCAGCCCCGGGCCGCGGGAGGAGCAGGAGCUGAUCGUGCCCGUGCGGCUGGACUCCGCGGCCGAGCCGGCUGCCAAGAGGCUCUAUCGCCUGGACGCCUUCGGGAAGCGGCUGAGCUUGGAGCUGGAGCCAGACAGCAGCUUCCUGGCUCCGGACUUCAGGCUGCAGUACUUGGGCAGCCGCCCCCGGGAGGAGGAGGAGGCGGUGCCGGAGCAGGGAGCCUCGCUCGGGAACCAACCCGCAGCCGACCUGGCGCGCUGCUUCUACUCCGGCACCGUCAACCGGGACCCGAGCUCUGCCGCCGCCCUCAGCCUCUGCGAUGGGCUCCGAGGGGCUUUCUACUUGCAGGGGGAAGAGUACUUCAUCCAGCCGGCCAACGCCUCCCAGCAGCAGCUCCACCUCCUGCGCCGGCGGCUGCAGAGCAGCGUCCACCAGAGCGGCGGCUCCAAGUGCGGGGUGACAGACCAGAGCGUCCCCCUGGCCGCAGAGGGACAGCAGGAGCGCGUGGGCCAGACAGAAACUGGAAGCACAAGGAAAAAAAGAUUUGUGUCCAGCCCUCGCUAUGUAGAAACCAUGCUUGUAGCAGACCAAUCCAUGGCAGAGUUUCAUGGCAGUGGAUUGAAGCACUAUCUCCUGACUUUGUUGUCUGUGGCAGCCAAAUUAUACAAGCAUCCCAGUAUCCGAAACUCUAUUAGUCUGGUGUUGGUAAAAAUUCUGGUCAUCUAUGAUGAGCAGAAGGGACCUGAAGUUUCUUCUAAUGCUGCCCUUACCUUAAGGAACUUCUGCAGUUGGCAAAAGCAACACAAUCCACCCAGUGACCGACAUGCAGAGCACUAUGACACAGCAAUCCUCUUUACCAGACAGGACCUUUGUGGUGCCAAGACAUGUGAUACUCUUGGGAUGGCUGAUGUGGGAACAAUUUGUGAUCCAAACCGCAGUUGCUCUAUCAUAGAAGACGACGGAUUGCAAGCUGCCUUCACAACUGCUCAUGAACUAGGCCAUGUGUUUAACAUGCCCCAUGACGAUGCAAAGCAGUGUGCCAAUAUUAAUGGUCUAAGCCGGGAUUCCCACAUGAUGGCAUCUAUGCUUUCCAAUCUGGAUCGAAGCCAACCUUGGUCUCCGUGCAGUGCCUACAUGAUUACAACAUUUUUGGAUAAUGGUCAUGGUGAGUGUUUACUGGACAAGCCCCACAAACCUAUACAGCUUCCCUCUGAUCUCCCUGGAACUUUGUAUGAUGCCAAUAGGCAGUGCCAGUUUACAUUUGGAGAUGAGUCCAAACAUUGUCCGGACACAGCCAGCACGUGUACAACUUUGUGGUGUACUGGCAUCUCUGGAGGAUUGCUUGUGUGCCAAACUAAACACUUUCCCUGGGCAGAUGGCACCAGUUGUGAAGAGGGGAAAUGGUGUGUGAAUGGCAAGUGUGUAAACAAGACUGAGAAGAAGCAUUAUGAUACCCCUGUCCAUGGAGGCUGGGGAUCAUGGGGACCCUGGGGAGACUGCUCAAGGACAUGUGGUGGUGGAGUGCAGUACUCCUUUAGAGAGUGUGAUAACCCAGUUCCAAAGAAUGGAGGAAAGUACUGUGAAGGCAAACGGGUGCAAUACCGAUCGUGUAAUAUUGAGGACUGUCCAGAUAAUAAUGGCAAAACUUUCAGAGAAGAACAGUGUGAAACACACAAUGACAUUUCCAAAUCCCCUUUUGGAAGUGGACCUGCAGUGGAAUGGAUACCCAAGUUUGCUGGAGUCUCUCCAAAGGACAGAUGCAAACUUGUCUGCCGAGCAAAAGGCACCGGAUAUUUCUUUGUUCUGCAACCUAAGGUUGUGGAUGGCACCUCAUGUAGCCCAGAUUCCACUUCUGUCUGUGUGCAGGGACAAUGUGUAAAGGCUGGCUGUGAUCGUAUGAUAGGCUCCAGUAAGAAAUUUGACAAAUGUGGUAUCUGUGGAGGCAAUGGAUCUACCUGUAAGAAAGUGUCGGGCACACUUGUUAGUGCAAAACCUGGUUAUCAUGAUGUUGUCACCAUUCCUGCUGGAGCAACCAACCUUGAAGUUAAGCAACGAAAUAACAGGGGUUCACGACAUGAUGGCAGUUUCCUUGCUAUUAAAGCUGCUGAUGGCACAUAUAUUCUUAAUGGUGACUACACUCUAUCGACAUUGGAACAAGACAUUACUUAUAAAGGCAGUGUUUUGAGGUACAGUGGCUCAUCUGCAGCUUUGGAAAGAAUCCGCAGUUUCAGCCCACUGACGGAACCUUUAACUAUCCAGGUUCUGACUGUGGGUGACUCACCUCAACCUAAAAUCAAAUAUACUUAUUUUGUGAAGAAACCACUACAGUCUGGGUCUGAGAAAGCUUCCAGCAAAAAGAAAGAAUCUUUUAACGCCAUCAAGGAGACCAUCUUAUCUGAAUGGGUUAUUGAAGAAUGGGGAGAAUGUUCAAAGUCAUGUGGGUCCGGUUGGCAAAGAAGAUCUGUCAAAUGCAGAGACCUUAAUGGGCAGUCUGCCACAGACUGUGCAAAAGAACUCAAACCAAAUGAUCUCCGACCAUGUGCAGACAUGCCCUGCCCACAGUGGCAAUUGGGAGACUGGUCACCAUGUUCUAAGACAUGUGGGAAAGGAUUCAAGAAGAGAUUAUUAAAAUGUAUGUCUUAUGAUGGCAGUAUGUUGCCACAAGAAAGCUGUGACCCUUCAAAGAAACCUAAACAUUUAAUAGACUUUUGCAAUGUUACAAAGUGCACUUAAACAGUAUUCAGUUGGGAAAGCUAAAGAUUUUUUUUUCCAGAACAGUGCACUGAAAACAAGAAAGUUAGAGAUAGCAUGUGUGUCUUGCAUAUAAAAGUCAUGGUGAGGAUUCAUUGAGAGGGGACAGUACAAAUGAUUUUAGGGUGGUGUUGCAUCAUAAAAAUAUCCUGCAAAGUGCAGAUUUGAUAGUUUAGCAAGCCAAUGUCACUGACUCUUUCAUCUUCAGUAGAUAAAGCCCUAAGGCAUUAUAAUUUCCUUUUUAAGUCAGUUACAAGUUAAAGAAAACAAGCAGGGGCCAAACUGAGUUUAAGUAAACAUUUCAGAUUCCCCUCCCCCCCUUUAGAUUUGUGUUGUGGUACUGUUCAAGUCCCUAGGUUUUUUUAUGUGGGUGGCUUGGGAUGGGGGGCAGGAGGGAGAAAAUAGCUUUUGUCUAAGCUUAAAAUAAUUGGUCAAAGCUUACCUACCUCACAAAGGACAAAAAACAGGAUUAGAAAAGGAGUUUCAACUACAUUGUUCAUGGCUGCUAUUGUUUCAGAGAUUAGUUUUAUAGAAAAAUAAAGCCAUAUUCUCCACAAGUAAAGAGUCAAAAAUAUCAAGAACAAUCAUUCUAACUUAACCUAACUUAACCUGCAGACAACUAGAAUGUUCUAUUUUUAAGCAUCUUUGUAUCACCCCAAUGUUUCUAUCCAUUUCUCUCAUCCAUGCCGAUGUAGUCAUUGUGACAUGCGUAACCUACAAAAGCUGGAAUAAGUGGCAAUCUCCAUGGAACAGGUACUCUCUAAAAGUUGUUGCUUUUGGUGCCUCCUGACCAAACCACUGGUUUCUCUGGUUCAACUCUGGUUCUACCAUACUGUCAAUCAAAGUUAUUACAGUGAAGGUUUGAGCGCUGUCUCAAGUUCUAACUUUUUACCAUGUUCCGGCCCACACUAGCUUACUUAUUUGUGUUAUGCUAGAGACAGAUCAAAGGAAAAAGAAAUUCCCAAUAUGCAUGGGAAUCUCUAAUAUAUGACAUCUAAUAUUUUUAUAGUGCUCAAAUCACUUUUAUAAGGCGGGAAAGACAAAGCUGAAGGAUAGCAGGUCCAUCCACAGCAGUACACUAGCAGUUGCUUAAUUAAAAGUUUGUGCCAGUCCAUAGACUAUGAGAGAAUAUGGCUUUCCAUAUGUAUAUAGUAAAAUAUAUUACUAUAGAUUAUAUGUACUUUAUAAGUAUUUUAUAUUUCUUUACCUUCUGGGAAGGGUUAUAGUUUGUAAUAAAUGCGUAUAAUGAACCUAUUUAUUUUUAUACUUCCUGUGAUCUUCUAAGUUAUCGCUUUUUUUAAAAGGACAUAUAACAAGGAUAGAGUAUUUAUACAGUAUAAUAAUAUGUUACUAGAGGUAAUAAAUGAACACUAUGAA